This is a messenger RNA of Paramecium octaurelia, 843 nucleotides long. NCBI's taxonomy places the organism in Eukaryota, Ciliophora, Oligohymenophorea, Peniculida, Parameciidae. The record is from the annotation of a GenBank genome assembly.
AUGAAUCAUAUUACAAAAGAUAACCUUAUCAAUCUGAACUCAAAACUAACCGAUGAAAAUUACAGACUAACUUUGCUUGUAUACAUUCAGCGGUAAUUAAACCUGGCAGCAGUUUAAAUAAACUAAACUUAAUAAUUAAAAGAAAGAUUAGAAAUUGUCUAAUUAGAAUUAAUAUAACUAAAAAGGGAUAAUCAAACCUAGAAGAACAGUUAUAUAAUAGUUUAUCAUCCUGAUGAAGAACAGAUUUUAAAAAAAGUGAUAGAAAAUGUGAGAACAGAGUAUGAAUAAAACUAUAAGUUUUACAGAAAGAGAAUAAAAAAGACUUAAAAAGAUAAGGAGUAAUAGAAUAAAACAGAUUAAUAACUUUGAAACCAAUCUCUCUAAAUUAAUUGAAUUAAGUGUUGAAUUAAUAAUAAGUUGGAUAGGUUUUGGAUAAUAACCAUCUUCUCUGAACUCAUCAAUGAUAGCUCCAAAUGUGUUGAUAAAGUCGAUAUAAUAACCUAAUCUAACAAUUGAGUCAAAGCAGUGGAGAAGAGUAGACUUUUCGAGCAACUCAGUACUCAAUUUUUUACAUGUUAGAACAAUUAGAUUGCCAAAUUUGUAAUCCAAAGAAGUUAGAUAACCAAAAAGCAAUAUUCAAAAAAUAAUUUAGAGCUAUUCCUUUUAUUUAAAGUAUUAAUUAGAUCAAAUGAAAUAUAAAAUAAACAAACUAUUAUUAUUUUAAUUCUAUGGAUUGAUUAAUAUUCAUUAAUUUUAUUUUUAAAACUUAAAUCCAUAAUUAUUAUAUAUGCAAAUCUACCAAGUACUUCUUGUAAAUCAAAGACCCAAGUAACUCAAAAAUGA